UGAUGAUAUUUUUUCCUAUUCUUUUUGUUGUCAAUUCCUCUGAAAUCUGUUGCUGAUUUAUGAUAGAAAAUUAGGGUAUCAUUUUGAGUUUCCGUUUUAAGAUGGUUCCAUGGGGUGGCAUCACUUGCUGCUUGAGUGCAGCUGCUCUUUACCUUCUUGGGAUCAGCAGUGGCAGGGAUGCACAGAUUCUCAAGACGGUUACUCGGGUCAAUCAGCUUAAAGAAUUGGCUCAAUUGCUUGAUAUUGAAAGUAAAAUGAUUCCUUUAAUAGUCACAAUCUCUGGAAGAGUGGGUUCUGAGACACCAAUUAAUUGUGAGCAUAGCAAAUUAAGAGGUGUUAUAGUAGAGGAAACGGCUGAACAACAUUUUCUAAAGCACAAUGAUGCUGGUUCUUGGAUUCAAGAUUCUGCUUUGAUGCUUUCUAUGAGCAAAGAAGUUCCAUGGUACCUGGAUGAUGGGACUGGACGUGCCUAUGUAGUUGGUGCUCGUAGUGCAGCAGGUUUUGCACUAACUGUUGGAAGUGAAGUGUUUGAAGAUUCAGGCAGAUCAAUUGUACGUGGAACGUUAGACUAUCUUCAAGGUCUCAAGAUGCUUGGAGUCAAGAGAAUUGAGCGUGUGCUUCCCAUUGGUACUUCCUUGACCGUUGUGGGUGAGGCUGUCAAGGAUGACAUCGGAACAAUUCGUAUUCAGAAACCCCAUAAAGGGCCUUUUUAUGUGUCCCCCAAAUCUAUUGAUCAACUCAUUUCCAACCUCGGGAAGUGGGCAAGAUUGUACAAGUAUGCUUCGUGUGGACUCACCAUAUUUGGUGUCUUCCUAAUAACUAAGCAUGCAAUCCGUUAUAUUUUGGAGAGAAGACGCCGACGGGAAUUGCAGCGAAGGGUUCUUGCUGCUGCAGCUAAGAGAUCAGGGCCAGAUACUGAAGAUCCAACUUUGAAAGCUGAAAAUGGAGAAGAAACCAAGAGAGACUGCAUAAUGCCAAAUCUAUGUGUAAUAUGCCUCGAACAUGAGUACAAUGCUGUUUUCAUUCAAUGUGGCCAUAUGUGUUGUUGUACAGCCUGUGCUUCGCACUUAACCAACUGCCCCCUUUGCCGGAGACGUAUUGAGCAGGUUGUAAAAGUCUUCUGCCAUUGAAGUCUCGCCCUACGAGAUUCAGGUUCAUUUGGAUCCCAUACGGAAAGCAUCCCAACCACAGCGGGAGUCGUGGUUUUGUGAUCACAACCUCUUCAAUAAGUGCCAUGUUUAUCGGCUGGGAAAUGAUCUUUAUUUUUAGCCAAUUAUGCAAAUCCCAUCUUGCUGUAAGUUCAUAACUUACUUGAUAGCCUGUAAAUAUUUUAUAUUUAUUUCUUUUAAAUGUUUGGAAUGUUAAUUGUUUUUAUUGUUGUAAUUUAGUGACAGACUCGGAUGUUUAUUUUUUUUAUAAAUUUGUGCACUCCCUU
Molecule: messenger RNA, 1435 nt
Organism: Hibiscus syriacus
Lineage: Eukaryota; Viridiplantae; Streptophyta; Magnoliopsida; Malvales; Malvaceae
Product: E3 ubiquitin-protein ligase SP1-like
Exons: 11
Coding region: 102-1130 (342 amino acids)
Biological process (GO): protein ubiquitination; organelle organization
Molecular function (GO): ubiquitin-protein transferase activity
Source: RefSeq, a predicted model, not a curated record